This is a messenger RNA of Echinococcus granulosus, 126 nucleotides long. RefSeq lists its product as hypothetical. NCBI's taxonomy places the organism in Eukaryota, Metazoa, Platyhelminthes, Cestoda, Cyclophyllidea, Taeniidae. Bases 1 to 126 code for a protein of 41 amino acids. The transcript has a single exon. The record is from RefSeq and is a predicted model, not a curated record.
AUGGCCGAGGACUUGCAUUAUGAAGAGGAGACAAUGUCAGAGAGAAGUUCAGAAAGCAGUGAUGGUGGAUUGAAGGCCUCUUUGGAGAUCAAGGAAGAAGUAGGAAGUUUCCUCUUUCACCGAUAA